Messenger RNA from Mytilus californianus (California mussel), 2116 nucleotides. Its product is annotated as spindle and kinetochore-associated protein 1-like. The record is from RefSeq and is a predicted model, not a curated record. NCBI's taxonomy places the organism in Eukaryota, Metazoa, Mollusca, Bivalvia, Mytilida, Mytilidae. Gene Ontology annotation, biological process: regulation of microtubule polymerization or depolymerization; mitotic cell cycle; cell division. Gene Ontology annotation, cellular component: spindle microtubule; outer kinetochore; mitotic spindle. Gene Ontology annotation, molecular function: microtubule binding. Bases 190 to 1002 code for a protein of 270 amino acids. The transcript is spliced from 6 exons.
AAAACCGGAAAGGUUUGGCGGAACAUUUGAACUGUUUGAAGGGAUAAGACUGAACUACAUGUACUUCCCCUGUUCCCAGAACCAACACUUUGAAAAUGAUACAUCAUAUCAAGUAGAUUUGGAAUUCUCCUUAAAGAGUAGAUGGACAGGAUACAUGUAUACAUUUAAUAAUUAGCAGUAAUUGUAAACAUGGCAACACUAGAGAAUUUAGCAGAAAGUUUUGAUGGUCGACUAGAAUGCAUGCGCACACUUGUAGAUCUACAGUUUGCAGCAGAAGAGGUCGACUGUAACAAACAUUUUGAAACCUUGUUGAAUGAAGUUGAAAAACUUGAAAAUGUCUUGUCUGUGAUGAGAUCUGUGGUUCAAAAACAGAAGGAAGAAACUAAACAAAUACAGGAGGUUAAGUUGACAUUUGAAAGUCUGAUUAGCCAUUUGCAGUAUAGUUGUCAACAUGUUCCUGUACACAUACCACAACCAGCAAAGAAGGAGGCUGUUCUCCAGGAUGCAAAAACUAAAAAAGAGAGCCAGACAAAUACAGUGAAAAGUGGUAAUGGUACCAAUAAAAUAAAAUCUGCAGAAAAAAAUGAGAAAACCUGUAAAAAGUUAGGAAAAUUAGAUGUGUAUGUACCAACAGUGGAAUAUGUAACAGUUGAAGAGUUUGAAGGAGUACCCAAAUACAUGAAAGGGCGUUUAACAUACACCCAAGUGAAUGGUGCAAUAGAUGAAUUAAACAAGCCAUUAAAGGAAAAAUACAAAAUAUUAUCAAUGAAGAGGACAACGUUGAAUGAUGUUAACAGGAAAAGAUAUGAAAAAUUCAAGUUACAGGAAACAAAAGACACAGCAGGAGAAUAUUUCAUAGUGGAGGAAGACAUUAAAGAAUUUUCAACUUUAAAAAUGGACAAUGUUGGACGUGCUAUAUUGACUGUUCUGCGGCACUGUGGUCGAAUGAAGGAAAUUAGAGGAGGUGGUCACAUCAGAUAUGCUUGUCUCCCUGUGUACUGAUUAUAAUCAGAUCAAACUAUGCGUUUAUUAUCCUUCAAAAAUAGGUCAAUAUAUCUAUUGACUGGUAUGGCCAUUGAUUUGACUCCAUCAAAAAUGGUCGCUAUAUCUAUUGACUCAUAUGGCCAUUGAUUUGACUGUAUCAAUCAAAAAGAGGUGGCUAAAUCUAUUGACUCGUAUGGCCAUUAAUUUAACUGUGUCAAUCAAAAAUAGGUUGCUAUAUAUAUUGACUGGUAUGGCCAUUGUUUCGCAUGGAUUAGAAACUGGUUACACAUUAUAGAUCAUUAUACAUGUAUGCUUAUUUUUUUAUAUGACUGAAAAGUAAAGUGGGUGGAAAAGGUCUGUUUAAUCAAAAUUACAAAAGGGCCAUUUGCAAAAUGUACAAAGUAUGUAUUUAUGAUGGGAUAGUGGUAUUUAAAAAUAUGCCUCUUUUGUUUAAAGAGAAACAAAAUAAAGUGAAAAAAGAAAUGUUUAUAGACUUUUGAGCAAAUGAUAUUUUGUGUUAGAAUUAAAAAUAGCUUAAAAAUAUCAAUACCAUAAUGGUUAUAACCCUAUUGACCAAGACCUACAGGUCAAAUAAUGGGUAUGAUAGUUAUUUUUGGUAUACUUAAUUUGGUGGGUAAGGGUUAACAACAAAUUUAAAUGUUCAACAAAGCACAAAUUUUCUAUACGCUAGUAUGCAGACUUUGGUAAAACUAAUAUCGACAAAAUACAAGUUUCAUCAAUCAAUGAAAAUCAGUGUCCAGGAAAAUAGAUAAAUCCAUAGUAUCCUUUAUCUGUUUAGUCAGAGUUUGCCUUGGUCUCCCUCAUCAGCUACUUAAACUUGAUGAUUUUAUUUUUUGAUUUUUUGAUCAACCAAUAAAGAAUCACAGAAACUGAAUACUUGAUAAAUAUGUUUCUUGCUGACCCACUGUCUACUGUAAAGAGCAUCACACAAAAUGAAUAGACAUCAUAAAAUAGAUUAAAAGGUAAAGAGAAAAUAAAAUGUUAAAAAAUUUAAGUGACGUGUAAGAUUUUUAAAAUCCUGAAACAGACAAAAUACACAUCAUUGCUUUAAAAAGCUGUUCUAUUCAUAUAAAAUGUAUAUCUUACAAACAAUAAAAUAAUAUUAGUCAUG